AUGCCUUCAAGCAGGCAAUACCGCGUCAUAGCAAUGGUCGCAGUCCUCACCCUGCUGGUCCUCUACUACGUAACGAACGGCGAACGCCUCACGCACGACAACGAAUUCUACAAAAAGACCGUCGCGGCGAUCGAGCACAAGAAAGACGCCGCGGCGCGACAGCAGGUCAUUGAAGACGAGCAAGCGCGGUUGGAGCGGGUCGAGCGCUUGCAGAAAGAGCACGACGCUGCGAUGGCGACGGCGACGGCGAGCACCGAGGCGGCGACGGAGGAUGCACAGCACGACGUGGGGCCGAAACCGCAGAAACAGAAGCCUAUCGUAGAGGAUGCGAAUAAAGAGUCGUCUGGGGAGAAGAGCGUGGCGGGGAGGAAGAAGAUGAAGGAUGGAAAGGUUGUGGAUGAUAAGCCUGCUUCGGAUAAGGAUGAUGGGGUUGCGAAGGUGGGCAAUGUCGAGCCGAAGACGACAGGCGUUGCGAAGGGGGAAGAGGCGGAGGAUGAUGAGGAGUCGGAACGGGAACAUAAGGUGGAAUUGGAGUUGAACAGUAUUUUGAAGAAGGGGCCCAUAAUCAUCUUCUCGAAGACGUACUGUCCCUUCAGCAAAAAGGCGAAGCACAUCCUCCUCAACCUCUACACAAUCUCCCCACCCCCCUACGUCGUCGAACUCGACGAACACCCCCUAGGCCCAGGCCUACAAGACGCCCUGCAAAAAUCCACCGGCCGCCGCACCGUCCCCAACAUCCUCAUCAACGGCAAAUCCAUCGGCGGCGGCGACGACGUCCAAGCCCUGCACCAAGACGAACGCCUCAUCGAGACCGUCAAAGCAAUGGGCGGCAAGCGAGUCAUGGAAGUCGUCCGGAAAGACUCCACCCAACAAAAAGAAAGCGAGAGGGAACGACAAGGCCGCGCCGAGGUGAAAUUCAAGGCUUAG
Messenger RNA from Zasmidium cellare ATCC 36951, 927 nucleotides. RefSeq lists its product as uncharacterized. The transcript has 2 exons. Gene Ontology annotation, cellular component: cytoplasm; Golgi lumen; cis-Golgi network. The record is from RefSeq and is a predicted model, not a curated record. Gene Ontology annotation, molecular function: glutathione disulfide oxidoreductase activity. The coding region runs from base 1 to 927 and encodes 308 amino acids. Gene Ontology annotation, biological process: cellular response to oxidative stress. NCBI's taxonomy places the organism in Eukaryota, Fungi, Ascomycota, Dothideomycetes, Mycosphaerellales, Mycosphaerellaceae.